AUGCCAACAAGAAAGCCUAAACCUGAGGCAUUGAACAAUCAAGUUGUAGAACUUGAAGUGUUAGCAGCAUAUGAUAGUAUAGAUGAUUUCUCUGAUAUUGACAUCGACAAUUUUGGUAAUAUUGAAGAAGUUUCUGUUGGCAAAACCUUUAACAACUGGAAUCAAGUAAUGAAUUUUAAAAGGAAAUAUGCUAUUAGUAAAGGCCAUAGAAUAUGA
Cetraspora pellucida is the source of this 216-nucleotide messenger RNA. NCBI's taxonomy places the organism in Eukaryota, Fungi, Glomeromycota, Glomeromycetes, Diversisporales, Gigasporaceae. The record is from the annotation of a GenBank genome assembly.